Messenger RNA from Myxocyprinus asiaticus (Chinese sucker), 925 nucleotides. RefSeq lists its product as uncharacterized. The coding region runs from base 19 to 615 and encodes 198 amino acids. NCBI's taxonomy places the organism in Eukaryota, Metazoa, Chordata, Actinopteri, Cypriniformes, Catostomidae. The record is from RefSeq and is a predicted model, not a curated record. The transcript is spliced from 4 exons.
GUCCAUUUCUUGCUUUAAAUGCAAGACAACGUGAGCUUUGAUACUGCAGAUAUGGAAAUAAUAACUGUACUACUGAUUUUUCUCUCAGGUCUCCUUGGGGGGUACUCUCUUCUUCCUAGGCAAUUCUACUAUGAAAAAGAACCAAUGACUUGGACAUUGGCUAAAAACUACUGCAGAACGACAUACACAGAUCUGGUUUUUGUGUAUAGCCCUGAGGACAUAGACAAGCUGGACCAGAUUUCACAUUUUUCUGAUCAUUAUGCAUGGUUAGGGGGAGUUGAAAUGAUUGCUUUCCCACAGAACAUUACGGACAGUGUAAACUCAACUCAGGAAUGUGUCUUAGUAAACACUGUUUCUUGGAAAUGGAAAUAUGUAUCAUCAAAGGACUGUAGUUCACUGUAUCCGUUUUACUGUAGUAGAGAUGAAGGCAAAAGGGUGUUGUUGCGAGUGAAAGUGACAUCUGGCAGAAAAGUGAACCCUGUCACGAAGGCGAACUUCUUAGUUCAGAUCAGUGAUGAAAUCAACCAGCAAGGGUUUGGCGACGUUGUCAAUGUACAGUGGAGCACAAAGCAAGAUCAGAACAAAAUGCAGGGAGAAAACAAUAGCUGUGAAUAGGAUCUGCAAUAUAUUUUCCUCAUUUUCACGUGAUUUUGAAAAAUAUAAUUGACAUAAUUUCUUGUAAUGAAUAACUAUGCUCUAUGUUAUUAUCAUUAACAUGUUCUAAACUUACUGUAAUGAGCAAUUUAAGUUUAUCAGGAGUCAGGACAAUAAUUCAAGAGAUUUAGUAAAGUUUAAUGAAGCAUAUGUUUUGUGAGACAACUAUCACUAUAUAUUAGAACAUCUACUGAACUAGUCAAACCUUUACUGUAUCUGUCUUUAUCCCAUCCACUGUUUAUAAAUGACCAGCUUAAUCAUUAAAUAAAUU